Molecule: messenger RNA, 3136 nt
Organism: Branchiostoma floridae (Florida lancelet)
Lineage: Eukaryota; Metazoa; Chordata; Leptocardii; Amphioxiformes; Branchiostomatidae
Product: proton channel OtopLc-like
Exons: 6
Coding region: 200-2308 (702 amino acids)
Biological process (GO): proton transmembrane transport
Cellular component (GO): membrane
Molecular function (GO): proton channel activity
Source: RefSeq, a predicted model, not a curated record
GCAAACAUCUAAGAAAUGAGUCAACAUAGUGAAGAAUGUUCCUGUGUAGCCACACACGACCUCUAAAACUCAGGAAAACUGGUACACCGUAUCCAACAUCAAUCCAUUAUUGCGAGUCUUUUUCUCUCUUUACAGAGGUCUGGGUUAUUCCUGUCUAUCAAUUUUGGACAAGACAGCUACAAGCUGAUAGGAACGAACGAUGCCUGCGAUGUUGGACGCCCCGCUGAAGCCCUACCAGCACCAUAACGCCAGGAGGGUGGAGCCACGGCCAAUAGAACAGCUGCAGAAGUCAAGAAUAUCCACCAGACCGCAACAGAACCUUCAAGACCAGGACAUGAUGUUUGAACGGAACAAAUCAGUCUAUUCCAGAAGCCAACAUGUCAUUCCGACCGCUAACGGCAUGGUGGAACGAAACAAGACUUAUGCAAGGUACCAGAGAGAAAAUCCUGUCCAGGACAUGGCAGAACGUGCCAGUCAGGCUUCUUCGGUCUGCUCCGAUAAGGAACUCUUCGCUUCUAGACGGAGCAGUGUGGUUAGCUCAAGGAGGUCCUCAGUUUCCGAGGAGUAUUGUGGACAGGUUGAGGAAGAUAGGGAACCAACCCCAAAUCAAAACACAUUCCCUAACGGUACACUGGUAACAGAAGAGGACGGUGCUGGGGGUGUUGAAGACACUGACAGCCCGUCAGACGACAAGUGGAUGUUGCUUCGCAUGUUCGGAGUCCUGUAUGGACUGUUGAUGUUUGCUGUUGGCACCAUGUUGCCCGCAGCCCAGCUCUUCUCGUCUGACAUCUCCCAGGCAACCGUGGAGGCGUUCUACCUGUACCUGUUCCUGGUGGGCGCGCUGUGGAUGGGCGCGGUGCAUGCCUGCAGCAUCAUGGCUGCUCGCGGCGGACGAACUGUUGACAAGCCGGACUCAACCGUCAACACUUACCUAACAGGAGCAGCGUCCUUUUUCGGUUUCUGCACCAUUCUAAUUUCUGCGUUCAAGUUCGGCACGUAUGUCUACUCCGACGCCAACGACGACUCAGGCGGAGCUUGCGAAAACAUCCUUCUGGCCGUGACACCUGUGUGUGAGGCGGUCUUCACUCUGCUCCUGGUGCACCACCUCUGGCACCACGCCUGGAGCAACAGGACACGUCGCGGCAAGCUUCACGUGCUGACAAGUUUCGGGGUCAUGCAUACCGUUGCUACGUGCGGCUGCGCCUGGAUACGCACCGUGAUCAUCGAGGCCUGGAUAGAUGUAAAGCGUCUGACCCCCGACGACACGCCCAGCCUAGCACCCUCUACAGACGUGCCUGCGGCUUUCGGAGUCUCAAACUGCUCGUUCAACGGUUCUGGACUGCCGGUUGAAUCUGUCACGACAUUUGCAUUGAACACCAGCAGCGCCACCCCAGCAGCAGUGGUGCGACGGUCUGUUGAAGACGAAGUCGAAGUAUUCAACAUCACCGAAACAACAAAUGCGGCCAAUAUGUCAGAGGCGUCUAUGGACUGCCUGAGAGAAAGGGCGUUCUUGACCACGCUGGACCCCCUUCUGUAUCCUAGCAACGUGGAGUUCUACAUCCUCAGUGUUGGCCUUAUUCUAAUCCUUUGGAGCAAGAUGGCGGAGGCGAACGAGGUAGUGAGCCCUCCUCGACGAUGGUCCAUGGAGAAGUCUAACGGAGGAACCGUUCUGAGCUUCUUGCUGUUCGUCGUCACCAUCUGUGUCAUCGUGUUAUACCACAACGACCCGAGCCCUGGCAGCGCUGCCUUCGUCGUCUACUACGCUCACAGAAUCGUUCUUCUGCUGACAAUGACGAUAGCUUGUGUGUUCACCUGCGUUCGGCGACGUCGUGCCGUGGAGAAAGGUGGGUGGACCCUUGACCCUGAGCGGGAUAAUCGACUGGGCAUGAUCAUCAUCCUACUGUGCGUGACGACGAUCUACUUCAGGGAUCUACUCACCGCCGUGGCCGCCAUCUUUCUGAACCAACCCGAGCUGAUACCAGGAAUAGUCCUGAUGGAGGCACUUUUGGAUGUCGUCUUGGUAACGACGCAGUCUGCUGUCGUGCUGGACACGUUAAGCAGGAUCCCGCCCACCGCUGAGUUCUGCCCGGAUCUGACCCGACAAGCCGUCGUCUUCCUGGUUCUCUGCAACGCCAGCCUGUUUGUCAUCUGCACUAACGACGCAAAUGACCACGGGACAGACUUGGUUCAGAUUGAGUACUUUGGUGUGAUCAUGUGGUCCGUCCUUCGCAACAUAGUACAGCCCUUUGUGAUAUUUCACCGAUUCUAUUGUUCUGUGUCCUUCAUGGAAGUCUGGCUACGAGGCUAACAACAUAUUCAUGUGUCACAAUCAUUUGUAUAUCGGACGAUAUUUCUAACAUUGACAUGAUGUACUUGGAGCUUGAUUUUUCUGUUAAUGUACAUGUGAUUCUUGACUGUUUUCAUUUCUCUGUUUCUAAACCAUGUACAUAGUUUUUUUAUAUCUCCACGUUUUGAAAGUUAACUGAAAGUGGUUAUGUUGUAACGUUAUAUGCAAACCAUCCAAAUUUCAAUUGUUGAUAUUUUUCAACCAACGGAGAAACCGAUUUCAAAAUAGAAAGAGACAGCUUGGAUUUCUUCUAACCACCUUUAAUUUGUAUAUUUAAUAUCAUCCAUUAGCACAAGAAAAUGCGAAGCAGAAUAAAAGCAUGUAAAAAAUCCCCAGAAAUGAUUAGCACCAUGUUGCACAAUCGUAACUGGUACACGUAUCUUUAUCUCAUUGUGAUCUCUCUACAUCAGUCAGUCGAUAAUGAAGAUUACUCAACCUAUUGUGUUAUUAGGCAAUAACAUAGUACACAACAUGUAGGACUGGUUCAAAUACACGACUGGACAUGACAAAUUCCCUUUGUCAACCCACAUGUCUCUCAAUUCCAUGUUUCAAUACUAUGGUAUUGUUUUUGUCUCGCGAGAACUUACGAGGUGAUAGAACUGAGUGUCUAUCUUGCAUUUCAAGGAUAUUUUAAGUUGAAUUCAAAAUGGGCAAAUCUCAUUUCUUGUACCCAGGUUGAAAAAAAAACAUACAAGAGCAGUUCUGUUACAUACAAACAUGUCUUCAUACAUUGUACUAUAUAAUCGCGUAAGGAAUAUUCUUCUCCCCUCGUCUCCAUACAAUCUUAAA